CAAGGCGGGAUAGACAUGGAUCGGGUGAACUCGAGCCUGUGCCUGGAGAACCUGCGCAUGAUGCACGAGAACGAGCGGCUGCGGCGGAAGGCGCAGCAGCUGGACCAGGAGAACAAGGCCCUCCUCGCCGAGCUCAAGCGCAAGCAGCAGCAGCAGCAGCAUGCCUCGGCGUCGGCGGCGUCCCAGGGCGCCGCCCCUUCCGGUUCCGCCGCCGCCGCCACGACCGGCAACUUCAAGGCGGCCGGCAAGCAGCCCACCAUGUGAACAAGUACAGCGGCCACUGCUCGUGCGUGCGUGCAUGGAGCAUGGUUGCCUUUUGUGAGUAGUAGCAGCAGCACUAUGUAGGCUAGUGGAUAACUUGAGCAUACGCAUGCAGUACCUGUAGUAGUAGGAGGGUAGUUAGGAACUGAUCGAUUAUUACGGUGAAGCCACCAGCCAGCAGUGGCAGUAUUUUGGGCUAUAUAUGCAGCAGGUUUGCAGGAGUACUAGUACUGUACUUUACUGGUCAGUCAGCAUGCAAGUUCGUUCCUAAUGCAGGCUGCAUGCUACAUGCAUGUGUAAAGCAGUAAGCUCAAUGUAAUGGAUCUAUGUAGGGCACGUAAUAGAUCAUCCAGAUCGAGAAAUGAGAGAGAUAAUCAUCAGCAGCAGCAGCCGCGUUCUGCGGAUGAUGAAAUCAACUUCCUAGUUUAGGAACCUCUUUUUCAACCGAUGAGAUCCU
Messenger RNA from Panicum virgatum (switchgrass), 718 nucleotides. Its product is annotated as protein LITTLE ZIPPER 3-like. The transcript has a single exon. The coding region runs from base 16 to 264 and encodes 82 amino acids. The record is from RefSeq and is a predicted model, not a curated record. NCBI's taxonomy places the organism in Eukaryota, Viridiplantae, Streptophyta, Magnoliopsida, Poales, Poaceae.